ACCCCGUCUCCAUCACGUCCCACUCCCAGCCCAACCACUGCAACGACGAAAUCCAGAGAACCUGAAACUCAUUUCUCUUCCGAUGGGGCCGAUACCCACGGGCCGCACUGCUACACCUACUUUUUCCUCUCACGUCGAGAGAAAAAACAAAACAAAAGCAGAUGCAAAGAGUGCGUGAAUAUGUAUUGCAAGACUCUUAUCGGUUUUCACUUUUUGAGUAUAGAAUUAAAGCAACUACCACCAUCCUGA
Molecule: messenger RNA, 249 nt
Organism: Bipolaris oryzae ATCC 44560
Lineage: Eukaryota; Fungi; Ascomycota; Dothideomycetes; Pleosporales; Pleosporaceae
Exons: 1
Source: RefSeq, a predicted model, not a curated record